AAGAAAGCCAUCAGGAAGCAUGUGCUACCCGAUGGGAAAGUGAAAACACUGGGGCCCAGAAAAAGAGAAUUUGGGGCAACUCAUCAGUGUCCUUCCCAUUCUUCUGUUUGUUUUACGAUCCAUUGCUGAAUUUUUCUGCCAAUUGAGCAAAACUUAUGCAGAGAGAGAUGUUGGGAUUUCUUUUCUUCUGUGUGUGUCUGUUGUUUGGCUUAUGUUCGUGUUGUGGUUUCACUGUCUGGGCGUGGUUCCGCAGCACGAAGAAAAUAGAGACUGCAAUGGGCCAACAGAAGGAGGAGGCUGCUGAAAAAGAGGAUGAUUCAGAAGCAUCAGUCUCUGACUACGAAGUUUUCCUAAGUUUCAGAGGACCAGAUUCUCGGCAGGGCCUCGCCGAUGUCCUCUACAACGACAUGAGAACUGCCGGGAUCCGUGUUUUUAGAGACGACGAUGAGCUUGACACCGGUGAUGAGAUCCGCAAGAUUCUACCGGCUAUCGAGAACUCCAAGAUAUGCGUACCAAUCUUCUCCAGUACCUUUGCUGCCAGUGCGUGGUGCCUCCGAGAAGUUGAAAGAAUGGUCAAGUUCAAGAAAAAGAUCAUGCCUAUUUUCUACACGGCCACACCAGAAGAUGUUAAGCUGGGCACGGAAUUAUUCAAGAAGGAACUGCGGAAGCACGAGAAGAAGCAUGGAAAAGAGCAAGUGAAGAAGUGGGAGGAGGCUCUCAAAGUGGUCGCUAGAAUCAAAGGGCGGGAAGUUAAGGCCACAGGAUUUGCGGAAUUCAGCAUGUUAUUUGUCGGAGCACUUCUGAUCAAGUUGAAGGUAAAAAUAAAAUAUUUGACCGACAACCUAGUUAAAAGAAAUUAUCAUGAAGAGGCUGUAAUGGAACUGUUGGACAUCGACUCAAGUGAUGUACGAAUCAUUGGCAUCCAUGGAAUGGGUGGCAUUGGUAAGACGACUCUUGCCAAGGUCAUCUUCAACCAACUCUCACCUAGAUUCGACUGUUGCAGCUUCCUUGAGAACAUCCAAGAAUCUUUAAGGCGUGAUGGUCUUGAAUACUUGCAAAAGCACUUAGUGGAAGAUCUCGAUCCAAAGUUGAAAAUCUUUCAAAAGAUCGACACAAUCACAAUGCUCCGAGAAAAUUUUCGUAGGAGGAGGGCUCUCAUCGUCCUUGAUGAUGUUAAUCAAAGAAAACAAAUAGAGAUGAUAGUCGGGCUGUUGGGUUGGUUUGGCUCUGGAAGCAGGAUAAUCAUAACGACUAGGGACAGAAGUAUUUUCACCAGAGAAGCUUGUACUCAUGCUAUGGGGGAGAUGGAUCGUGACCAAGCUCUCCUACUUUUCAGUAGACAUGCCUUUGGAGAAGACUCUCCUCCAAGUGACUUCCGAAGUCUUUCAGAGGAAGUUCUAUCUCUUACUGGAGGACUUCCUUUGGCCAUUGAAGUCGUAGGUUCCCUGCUUUGUCAAUGUGACAAGAAGAGAUGGAAAGUGACAAUUGAGCGGCUAAAGAAAGUGCCCAAUCGAGAUGUUCAAGAAAAGCUGAAGAUAAGUUUUGAUGCAUUGGAGUUUCACCAAAAACAGAUAUUUCUUGACAUAGCCUGCUUUUUCAUCAACAAGGAGAGAUCAAAUGCAAUUCUAAUGUGGGAAGCCUGUGACUUUGACCCUGAUUAUGGAAUUGAGGUCCUUGUUUCCAUGUCUUUGGUGAAAAUUACGGAGGACAAUGAAUUUCAAAUGCAUGACCUUAUCAAAGAUCUUGGAAGGGAGCUUGUUCGUGAGGAAUGCUUUGGUGAUCCUGCCAAGCGUAGCAGGAUAUGGUCAAGCAAAGAAGCAAAGGAGCUAUUUAAGAUAAAGCAGGAAAAAGAAAAUGUUGAAGGGCUCUUUGCGGAGAAAUUAUAUGGCGACUGUAUUCUCAAACACGAGCAGUUUUCAGGUUUUCGAAAUCUAAGAUUACUGAAAUUGGUGGGUGCAAAGCUGACAGGUGACUUUGAGAAUCUCCUUCCAAAGUUAAAGUGGUUCACAUGGCAACGAUGUCCUUCCGAUUUCGCUGCGAUCAAUUUAACAUUGGAGAAUUUAGUGGUUCUUGACCUUUCCGAAAGUUCUAUCACUGAAAACUGGGCUGGUUGGAACAUGAUUCAGAAAGCAAAGAAUUUGAAGGCCUUAGACCUCACUGGGUGCUGGGAAUUGACAAGUACACCUGACUUGUCCAACAAUGACGCUUUAGAGAGUCUGAUUCUCAGAGGAUGCCGUAAUUUAGCUGAAAUACACGGCUCCAUCAAUAAGCUGACAAGACUGAAGCAUCUUGAUCUUCAGGGCUGUCCUUCUCUCAGAGGGUUGCCCGAAGAGAUAGGUUCGCUGGAAGAUUUGGAAGAGAUUUUGGUGGACGGGAAUCAUGGAGCUACUUUCCACUUACCAGAAUCAAUUGGUAAUUUACACUCUCUAUCUGUCAUGAAAUUACAUGGGGUGGAAAUUACGAGAAUUCCCGACUCUAUUGGAGGAUUGGUGAAUCUCACGCGCCUCUCUAUGCGCAAGUGUAGUGGCAUGAAGACACUUCCAAACAUAAUCGGAGAUUUGAAAUCACUAGUUGAGUUAGACAUGUCUGGUACAGAUUUGAGUGCAUUGCCUGACUCUGUUGGGGAUUUGGAAUCAUUAGUUGCAUUAGAUCUGGACAACACAGAGUUAAGUGCGUUGCCUGACUCUGUUGGACGACUAAGUAAACUCCAGUGGUUGCUGUUAAGUUCAACGAAGAUAGAGGAGCUUCCUGACUCUCUUUGGGAUUUGGAAUCAUUGGUUGAGUUAGAUCUGUCCGACACAAAUUUAAGUAGGUUGCCUGACUCUGUUGGACGACUAAGUAAACUCCGGUGGUUGCGGUUAAAUUCAACGAACAUAGAGGAGCUUCCUGACUCUCUUGGGGAUUUGAAAUCAUUGGUUAAUUUACAGCUGUCCAACACAAAUUUAAGUGCGUUGCCUGACUCUGUUGGACAACUAAGUAAACUCCGGCAGUUGCGGUUAAAUUCAACGAGGAUAGAGGAGCUUCCUGACUCUCUUGGGGAUUUGGAAUCAUUACUUGAGUUAGAGCUGUCCAACUCAAAUUUAAGUGCGUUGCCUGACUCUGUUGGACGACUAAGUGAACUCCAGUGGUUGCAGUUAAGUUCAACGAAGAUAGAGGAGCUUCCUGACUCUCUUGGGGAUUUGGAAUCAUUAGUUGAGUUACAGCUGUCUGACACAAAUUUAAGUGCAUUGCCUGACUCUGUUGGACGACUAAGUAAACUCCGGUCGUUGUGGUUAAGUUCAACGAAGAUAGAGGAGCUUCCUGACUCUCUUGGGGAUUUGAAAUCGUUGGAAACAUUGGAUCUGAGUUCAUCCAAACUGAGGAUUCUACCAGAUUCUCUGGGAGAGAUGUCUGAAUUAAGGCAGUUGUUGCUGGAUGGACGCAACAUAAGAAAGUUGCCUAGUUCUAUCGGGAAGUUAGCAAGGCUAGAAUAAUUGGAGUUGGGAGGUUUGAGCUUGGAAUGCCUCCCGCAACUCCCAGAUUUCUCCAACUUGAAGAAGCUGCAGAGCAUUGUUUUCGAAGAUUGCUUCGUAAAAGUUGAGCAGCUGGAAGGUCUGCGAGGGUUGCAGGGACUGACAAGUAUGGCUGUAUUGAGUUGCGCGGAGGAGCUGGUCAAGUUCUCCUGUCAGAUAGGAAGUUUGAUCGAGCUGGAUAUUUCUAACAGGGAAUCCCUUGCUGAGUCACCAUUGCUUGAUUUCUCACGCUUGGAAAAUCUCAAGAAGUUACGUCUAAGCUAUUUGAAGGAGCUCACCGAGAUGCACCGCCUAGGAGAACUGGAAUACCUGGCGGAAUUACAUAUCCGGUACUGCAAUUCCCUGGAAAUGAUUGGGAAUCUGUCGGAAUCGAAAAGGCUAAUGGGGAUCUUUAUAAUGGAGUGCUCGAAGCUAAGAGAAAUCAUUGGCCUCAACAAAUUGUUCUUGGCAUCUAUACAGAUCGAGGGCUGCGGAUCUAUGAGAAAUAUUGAUGAACUGAAGAAGAGAUGCGUGGGGGGACGCUUCGAUGGAUUAGAAGUUGAGAACAACGCUGAUUGAUGAGAAAAAAAAAAAAAGGUGUCUGCCGGCAAUUCCUCACCUCACCUAAAAACAAGAAUAUCAUGAAUAGCAGCAAUGGCGGGGCUGCAGAGAUCUGCAGUGUCUUUCAGGAGGCAGGCUCCUCAUUCCUCAGGCCUUGUGUGGGACGACAGGUUCCUCUUGGGGAAGCUCAACCAAGUGAACAAUGAAGCCGACAACGAGGCCAACAAGCCGAAAGAUCCUGAUGGCAGGCAAGAACCGCCCCGCGAUUCCGACAAGCUGUCGAGGACUGCCCGCCGUCAUCUUCCCCUGAUCGAGAUGGCGGCCCUGGAGAGGAACCACAACCACAACCACAACCACACUUGACGACCUCUUCUCCCAGAGCACGGAAAUGCUCGACUGUCGAGCGCGACGGUGCAGCUCCGGCAAUUGGGGCCCUUUCUCCGCCGCCAAAACUGCCUCCUCUUUCCUUCCCUCUCGUCGCCUCCUCCUCCCUUGUUUCCUCUGGGAGUGAGCGAGUGAUAGAGUCUCUCUCUCUCUCUCUCUCUCUCUCUCUCUCUGUCUUUUAAUUUCGGGUUUCGGUUCGGGUUUAAACUUUUAAACCCCAAACCGAACUGCCUCUCCAUUAUUCUGAAACUUCUUUUCCUUCAAAGUUGCUCGUAGAUGCUUCUUCAUAGGAUUUUCCAGUCAAGAGCUUACUCUUCUCAUAACUCAAAAACUGUUCCGAUUUGCUUGUGCCAUGUCAGAUAGCAUUUGAUAAGUCAGCUACCACAUUUUAAAAUAAAGUUGAUUGCAACAAAUUGGAAGGUUU
Punica granatum (pomegranate) is the source of this 4860-nucleotide messenger RNA. NCBI's taxonomy places the organism in Eukaryota, Viridiplantae, Streptophyta, Magnoliopsida, Myrtales, Lythraceae. The record is from RefSeq and is a predicted model, not a curated record.